Molecule: messenger RNA, 2118 nt
Organism: Penicillium pulvis
Lineage: Eukaryota; Fungi; Ascomycota; Eurotiomycetes; Eurotiales; Aspergillaceae
Product: bifunctional molybdopterin adenylyltransferase MobB/molybdopterin molybdotransferase MoeA family protein
Exons: 4
Coding region: 1-2118 (705 amino acids)
Biological process (GO): molybdenum incorporation into molybdenum-molybdopterin complex; Mo-molybdopterin cofactor biosynthetic process
Cellular component (GO): cytosol; cytoplasm
Molecular function (GO): molybdopterin molybdotransferase activity
Source: RefSeq, a predicted model, not a curated record
AUGGAACCAAAAUUGAAGGUAGCCAUACUGAUCGUCUCCGACACGGCCUCCCAGGACCCCGCUUCAGACAAAGUAGCGGGGGCUUUGGCGCCCAUCCUCGCCCAAGAGGGGAAGUGGGAACCCCCCGCAAUCAGGAUCGUGCCGGACAAUGUGUUCCAGAUCCAACAGGCUAUCUACGACUGGGCCGAUGGAGAAGAUUGGUAUAACCUCAUCUUGCUUAGCGGCGGGACAGGUUUUGCAGUCAAAGAUAACACACCCGAGGCUGUGACCCCCCUGAUCCAUCGUCAUGCCCCGGGUCUAGUCCAUGGUAUGAUCGCCGCUUCAUUGAAAGUAACGCUAUUUGCGAUGAUGGCUAGACCAGUAGCUGGUGUACGCAACAAAUCAUUGAUUAUCACUUUACCGGGAUCCCCCAAAGGAGCCAUGGAGAACCUUGAAGCUGUUGUGAAACUUCUGCCUCAUGCCUGUAUACAGAGCGCUGGGGCCAACUCCCGCAGUUUACAUGCUGUCGGCAUGAAGAAGUUGGAGAGUGACGCCGGAGUUUCCUCAGACAACAGCCGUCACCAUCACCACCAUCAUCACCAUGCUCACGGUCACGGUCAUGGACAUGCUGUUCCCAAGGCUCAUACCUCCCCGACAGACCGACCUCAAUCUAAUGACCCAUCCGCGGGACCUAAUCAAAGGUACCGUUCUUCGCCGUACCCAAUGCUGUCUGUGGAGGAGGCGCUUCGCACGAUAAGCGAGCAGACGCCUGCCCCAAUGGUCAUUGAUGCCCCAGUGAACACAUCCAUUGUGGGAUCAGUUGUUGCCGAAGAUGUCUACGCGGCUGAGAUGGUGCCUGCCUAUCACGCCAGUAUUGUUGAUGGGUACGCCAUCAUUGCCCCCGAACCUACCGACGCCGGAGCUACGACCAAGGGCGUGUUCCCUGUAGCAUCCAUAACCCACGCCACCGCUGGCGGAGUUUUAGAGCCACUCCAGCCUGGAACCAUUGCUAGAAUUACCACUGGGGCUCCUCUCCCUCCAAAUGCCAAUGCUGUAGUCAUGGUUGAAGACACUGUGCUAGUCUCCUCCACCCCAGACGGCAAAGAAGAAGCUACUGUCGAAAUCUUGGCGGACGACAUCCAGCCCUCGGAGAAUGUUCGCGAUCCUGGUAGCGACGUGACUCUCGGCUCUAAGAUCCUCGCCCGCGGAGACUUGAUCUCCCCCGCCGGUGGUGAAAUCGGGUUGCUAGCCGCCACAGGCACCAGAACUGUCAAAGUAUUCAAGAAGCCCCGCGUGGGUGUCCUGAGCACAGGAGACGAGCUCGUGGAGCACGAUGAUCCUCGCGAGCUCGUUGGUGGCCAAAUCCGUGACUCAAACCGUCCUUCCCUUCUCUCCUGUUUGUCAUCAUGGGGAUUCGAAACCGUGGAUUUGGGUAUCGCCCGCGACACUCCCGCCAGCGAGCUAGAACAUGCCCUCCGCGACUCUCUCCGCGGUGUUGGCCGGGCCUCUGCAAGUGUCGAUGUGAUCGUCACAACUGGCGGCGUCUCAAUGGGCGAGCUGGACCUCCUCAAACCAACCAUUGAGCGUUCCCUCGGCGGUACAAUUCACUUUGGCCGAGUGUCAAUGAAACCCGGCAAGCCCACUACCUUUGCGACAAUUCCCUUCAAAGAAACCGCCCCUACCUCCGGUCAACAAGAACGUAAAUCAAAACUCAUCUUCUCUCUCCCCGGUAACCCGGCCUCUGCCCUGGUUACUCUGAACCUAUUCGUCUUGCCUUCUCUGCAUAAGCUCUCCGGCCUCGGAGAGAGCUCACAAGCCAUGGCCACGAAGCCCUGGAUGGCACCGCAGCUUGGCCUGCCGCGCGUGGCUGUUGUGCUGACACACCAUUUCCCUCUUGAUCCCAAGCGCACUGAGUACCACCGUGCAGUCGUGACAGGCUCACGCUGCGAUGGCCGCUUGUAUGCCACCAGCACUGGUGUCGAGGGCGUAGGACAGCGCAGUUCGCGGGUGGGCAGCAUUGCCCGUGCGAAUGCACUUGUUGUCCUCCGCCCUGGACGUGGUGUCGGAAUCAAGGGUGAGAUCGUGGAGGCGUUGAUGAUGGGUCCUGUUUAUGGAUCUGAUACCCGAAUUAUUUGCUAG